UGGAGGCUCCGGAACAGUGAAGCGUCUGAGGGGGUUCGGCAGCUGCCGUCAUGUUCGGCUGCCUGGUGGCGGGCAGGCUGGUACAAGCAGCUCCCCAACAAGUGGCUGAAGACAAGUUUGUAUUUGAUUUGCCGGACUAUGAAAACAUCAAUCAUGUAGUGGUCUUCAUGCUAGGAACCAUACCAUUUCCAGAAGGAAUGGGAGGAUCUGUCUAUUUCUGUUAUCCAGACCAGAGCGGGAUGGCAGUGUGGCAGCUGCUGGGGUUUGUCACUAAUGAGAAGCCAAGUGCCAUCUUCAAAAUUUCUGGUCUGAAAUCUGGGAAGGGAAGUCAACAUCCGUUUGGUGCCAUGAACCUCCCUCAGACACCAACGGUGGCCCAGAUUGGAAUCUCAGUGGAACUGCUGGAGAACCUGGCCCAGCAGACUCCUGUUGCUAGUGCUGCUGUGUCAUCAGUAGAUUCAUUCACCGAGUUCACUCAGAAGAUGUUGGAUAACUUCUACAACUUUGCUUCAUCAUUUGCUGUUACUCAGGCACAGAUGACCCCAAAUCCUUCUGAAGCUUUCAUUCCUGCAAAUGUAGUUCUGAAAUGGUAUGAGAACUUCCAGAGACGUCUGACACAGAAUCCUCUGUUCUGGAAAACAUAAGCUUGAAUUGUGCCAUCUGAAGUGCAAUCAAAAGAGUGUUACCUGAAAGAUGCAGCAAGUGUCUCCAAUGAAGAAUUUGAGGGGGAGCGGAAAAAAAAGCAACAGAAACGAUUAGUCUGAAUAGACAAACUUGUACCUUUUGUAUUACUCUUGAAAAUUAUUUAAAAUUAAAACCUGUGAAAACUACUUGCCUAUGCAUUUGCUCUGCAAUUCAAGUACUUGGCUGCAAGAAGAAAUCAGUGUUCCAUGUGCAUGUGAGAAAUACUCUUUUGAAAUUGCAUUUAAAGUAGAAGUUUCAGGAUAAA
Molecule: messenger RNA, 949 nt
Organism: Indicator indicator
Lineage: Eukaryota; Metazoa; Chordata; Aves; Piciformes; Indicatoridae
Gene: HIKESHI
Product: heat shock protein nuclear import factor hikeshi
Exons: 5
Coding region: 51-644 (197 amino acids)
Biological process (GO): protein import into nucleus
Cellular component (GO): nucleus; cytosol
Molecular function (GO): nuclear import signal receptor activity; Hsp70 protein binding
Source: RefSeq, a predicted model, not a curated record